Messenger RNA from Neolamprologus brichardi, 1713 nucleotides. NCBI's taxonomy places the organism in Eukaryota, Metazoa, Chordata, Actinopteri, Cichliformes, Cichlidae. The record is from RefSeq and is a predicted model, not a curated record.
UGCAUGGUGGCUCAGCUCCUCACCUCUGGAGAGUACAAAUACACACAUAUCACGUUCGACAUACUGGUGCUUUGCUCAACAGUUCUCUUAUCACCGUGAUCUUUGCUGGAUAACCAAACUAUUCAUAUUACGAUGAGGGUCCUCUGCUGCUGCACUGCUUUCCUGCUGCUCAUCCUAAUUCCCAAAGCCUGUGAAGGAGGCAACAUCUUGGUCUAUCCUUCUGAAGGCAGCCACUGGAUAAACAUGGAAAUUCUACUAAAGGCUUUGCACUCUAGAGGACACAAUAUCACCAUUCUGCGUUCUAGUAAAAGCUGGUACAUAAAAGAUAACUCAUCUUAUUACAUCAGUGUAUCAGUGGAUGUUGAUGGUGGUGGAAAUGAAGAUUUUUUUCGUGCAUUUGUCUCUGAGGUUAUUAAAAUUAAGCGAAGCAUGGGGUCUACAUGGUCUCACUUUGCUUUACAAAUGGAGUUAAAAGACAAAUUCCAUGAACUGCACAAAAAAGUCUGUGAAGUGAUUGUGUUCAUCUUUGAAAAUGAAGAUUUAAUGAGGUCCUUAAAAGAUGCCAAGUAUGAUGUGGUUUUGACAGAUCCUGCUAAUGGCGGAGGAGUGUUGCUGGCACAUUACCUUGGCGUGCCAUUGGUGUUCAAUGCUCGAUGGACUGUUCAUGGUGAGGCCCACUUUGCUAUUGCGCCCUCUCCACUUUCCUAUGUUCCACUAUCACCUUCAGAGUUAACGGAUCACAUGACCUUCUUUGGGAGGGUCCAGAACAUGUUAUUUUACAUCACGAGAAUGCAUCUGUACAAGCAAAUAGUUGAACCACAUUAUUCUGUAUUGUCAAAUCGCUACAUCGGACCAGGUGUGCAUUAUUUCUCCCUUUUUCAAGCUGCAGAUUUGUGGCUAAUGAGAGUGGACUUUGUUUUUGAGUUUCCACGACCCACCAUGCCUAAUGUUGUUUAUAUGGGAGGUUUCCAGUGUAAACCUGCAAAACCUCUUCCACAACACUUAGAGGAGUUUGUGCAGAGUUCUGGAGAUCACGGAGUUAUCAUUAUGUCACUAGGGUCUUUGAUUGGAGAACUUCCCUCUGACUUAGCUGAAGAGAUUGCUGCAGCUUUUGGCGAGUUACCUCAGAAAGUGAUCUGGAGGUAUAAAGGUAACAAACCAGCCCUUCUAGGCAACAAUACAUUACUAGUCGACUGGAUGCCACAGAAUGACCUGCUAGGACAUCCAAGUAUUAAACUAUUUGUAAGUCAUGGAGGAACUAAUGGGAUUUAUGAGGCUAUAUAUCAUGGGAUUCCAAUAGUUGGCAUUCCCAUUAUUUUUGAUCAAGCUGACAACUUAUCCCGAAUGAGAGCAAAAGGUGUUGCGAAGGUUUUGGAUGUUUCAGAUUUGGACAGGAAAAUAUUUAAAAAUGCAAUACAGGAAGUCCUUAAUGAACCAUCCUACACAAUAAACAUGCAGAGGCUCUCCAGGCUACACAGAGAUCAGCCAAUGAAGCCACUGGAUCGUGCUAUCUUUUGGAUUGAGUUUGUCAUGAGACAUAAAGGUGCAGCUCAUCUAAGGACUGAGUCCUACAAACUGCCCUGGUAUUUCUACUACUCUCUAGAUGUCAUAUUAUUUUUACUAACAAGUGCACUACUUACAUUGUUUUUUUUUGUCAUGUUACUAUGGUUUUGCUUUAGAUUGUGUUUGAAAAGAAAAGCAAAAUCUGACUAA